AAGCCAAAAGGGGGCAAUAGUGAGCACCCAACCGUCUCAAGACCAAAAGAACAAGUCCGACCGGAUAAAGCUCAGUUUUACUCCAGAGGCGGAGAGCUGACCCGAGACGAGCCUGUGCGCAGACUGUAAUGACUGUACGGGAAAAACUGUCAAGACCUCGGGGGAUUUGAACCAUGUCGGCUGCUUUUUACGGCUUUCUUUUCUUCUUCUGCCUCCAAACCAGCGCUGUCAGAGCGGAGCUGAAACACCCAGAAAACUUGACCAUGAUUACUUUGAACACCAAUUACACGCUGACCUGGGAUUGGGAUCAGAGUUCAUCAGAAAGCGCCGCUGUCAACUUCACCACACAAUACGUGGCGAAGUUCAGACUGAGGUCUAAAAAAAGUCUGGUUUGGAUCACUGCAUGUGAGAAGACAUCGCAUAGGUCAUGUGACCUUACAAAGUUCAGUCUGUACUUCCUGGGCAUCUACGUACUUCGUGUGCAAGCCAACGUGAAUGGGAAUGUCUCCGCCUGGGUGCAGAAGGAAUUCUGCCCUGAUGAAGAUGCGGAUUUGGGUCCUCCAAACAAAGUGGAUCUGUCUCCUGCUGGAAGUGACCUGGACAUUUUUAUCUCUGAUCCUGUGACCAGCACCAACAAUUCCAUGAAGGAAAAUCAUCCUGAGCUGUAUUACCACAUUGUUUACUGGGAACGCUCCGCAGGGCAACAGGCUGUAGGAACCCAAACGUUGGAUAGCAGUGCCAACAUAGUGACUUUGCCAAACCUGAGGCCCUGGACAUGGUACUGUGUAAGAGUCCAGUCAUGCUACGACUUUUACAACAAGAAGAGCAUUUUCAGCUCGCCACACUGUAUGCAGACCGAAGGUGCCACUCCGUGGUGGCAAAUCUUAGUGUACUUCCUGCUCUCCCUUGGGACCGUCUUCUUGGUCAUGUUGCUAUCACUCUCCAGCGGUUUUUGGUGCUACAAGACUCUUAAGGAAACGUGGUUCCCAUCUGUCCUCCUGCCUACACCAUUCCAGUAUCUCCGUGACGACAUUCCUCGGCUCCUCUCCCCGCAAUCAGACUCCGAGCUGUUGUGUGAUAAGGUGACUAUUGAACCACCAUUCCUGAACAUCCACGUUCUUCCCCCUGAGGCUGUCCCAGCACCCCUCUCAGGCCUGCAGCCAGACAGCAGACAUAGUCGUCAGGACAGCAGUGGCAGUGGAGACUCGGGAGUGUACUCCACAGGGGGCAGCUCCAGCCUGCGGCAGCCCAACAGCAUCCAUUCCUCCACGUUAGCCAAAGUCUUUGACUUAGUGCAUGUGAAGAUGGAGGACAUGGCUCCAGCACUCAAGGCUCAACAUGUGAACGAGGACGUUGUAGACAUGUGCGUCUGAAGGAAAGCAUGCAAAAAGAUUUGUUGAGCAGAGCAGGAAGUGAGAAGGACUGAGGUUUGUGGUAAUAUGUGCAGCGUGCCUUUUCUCCAGCCUCACUGUGAAACAAAAAAAGGACCUUUACCAGCACGAGAUGAUGUGUCAUAGACACAGCCACACCCAGAAGACUGAUCCGCUGUGAUGUAAUCCAAUGUUUUCAUCUCGCUACUGAAAUUCUCUGGUUCUUUGCUGA
Messenger RNA from Pungitius pungitius (ninespine stickleback), 1602 nucleotides. It is a transcript of the gene il10rb, whose product is annotated as interleukin 10 receptor, beta. Gene Ontology annotation, cellular component: plasma membrane. The record is from RefSeq and is a predicted model, not a curated record. The transcript is spliced from 8 exons. Lineage: Eukaryota; Metazoa; Chordata; Actinopteri; Perciformes; Gasterosteidae. Gene Ontology annotation, biological process: cytokine-mediated signaling pathway. Gene Ontology annotation, molecular function: protein binding; interferon receptor activity. The coding region runs from base 174 to 1373 and encodes 399 amino acids.